Molecule: messenger RNA, 1879 nt
Organism: Glycine soja
Lineage: Eukaryota; Viridiplantae; Streptophyta; Magnoliopsida; Fabales; Fabaceae
Product: UPF0613 protein PB24D3.06c-like
Exons: 7
Coding region: 234-1085 (283 amino acids)
Source: RefSeq, a predicted model, not a curated record
ACUACCGUGGAAAAGUAGCCGGUAGCAUUUUCAGCGAGAUUUAGCUGUAUGCGCGUGAAAAGCACGCAGGAAGGAGCCCGUGACGGUUCUGAUCAAUCGCUGUGCAGUGGUAACCUGCUUUGUGAUGUGGUGGAAGGAUCUUCUUCCGUCUUGGUUCUCGAAUCCCGAGCCUUACACUGCUGCUUGGACCACCAUCACCUCAGCAUGGCUAUAACUAUAAUCUAGACAAGGCAAUGAAUCCUUCUCUCACUUCUUCCUCAACCUUGUCGUCGUCUUCUUCGUCCUGGUUCUCCGGAAUCGUUCGAGUUGGCCGUUCCAACAGUGUCAAAAUGUCCAAUAACUCCGCUGCUGCACCCUCCUCCGACACUGCCGGCCCCGUCGUCCGCAAAAAUCAGUUCCGAGGUGUUCUUUUCAAGUACGGUCCCAAUCCUAUUCAGGUUGCAUUUAAGACUGGUGAUUUCAAGCGGCAAGUCAUUUUUAUUGGUGGAUUGACCGAUGGUUUUCUAGCUACUCCAUACUUGGAACCUCUGGCAAUUGCUCUGGACCAUGAGAAUUGGUCGUUAGUUCAAUUCCUUAUGUCAUCUUCAUACAGUGGAUAUGGCACCUCCAGCUUGCAACAAGAUGCUAAGGAGCUGGAUCAGCUGAUUAAUUAUUUAAUUAACAAAGAAGACUCUGAAGGUGUGGCAUUACUUGGGCAUAGUACUGGCUGUCAGGAUAUUGUGCAUUACAUGCGCACAAAUUUUGCUUGCUCCCGAGCUGUUCGUGCUGCCAUCUUUCAGGCUCCAGUCAGUGAUCGGGAAUAUCAAGCUACACUCCCUCAUACAGCUUCUAUGAUUGACUUGGCUGCUAAGAUGAUAAGUGAAGGCCGAGGUCUAGAGUUAAUGCCAAGGGAAGCAGAUCCUAGUGCCCCAAUAACUGCCUAUAGGGAAAAUUCCAUUGAACAGUGCUCUGGAUUCAAAAGGAAAAUGCAAUUGAGAGCUGAGAAUAAAGAAAUCAGAGGAGAUAAACUCCACGACCCUGUGGCAGGAGGCACCCAAAACUGCCAAAUUGAUUUCCUACCUCUCAUUUCCUCCCUAGUCCCUUGAAUCCCCCCACUCAACCUCUAACUUUACCCCAAUGCUUUCAUCACUUCUUACCAUGUAUUCAUGUUUGUUACAACAUAUGUAAAUCCCUUUUUGCCCUUACCAAUGUUUGAGUUUCUACAUAAUUCCUAGUUUACUUUUUUUAGUUGAUCCCUUCAAAGAAUGGUGUUGUGUGCAUAUUUGUCAGCAACCCAGAAACAGAGAAAGAUAAAUAAUACUUUUGUACUGUAUAUUGAAUUGAAUUACAAAGAACAGGAGACAAAGUUCCCUUCCGUGGGUUUCUCUUUUCUACAGAGCUGAUGCAGUUCCCUAAUGAUAACAAGUCAGAAUGCCUACUUCUUCUACCCUUCUAUUUAAAGCUAAUUUCAUGCCCUAAAACUUUAACCACCUAACUAUACUAACUUUUGGCCGUAUCAAUGUCAAUUGCAAAAAGCCACAAGUUUUGCUCGACACAGAUUCUCCUCUACUGCUGUUUUAAUGACAGGUUUCCAAAUAAGUUAGUGCUAUUAGUAAAAGGUUUCAAGUUGUCUGAUAUUGAUUUUGAGCUAGGCUAUAUCAGAUGUCAAAUAGACAACUUGUCACCUACUAAGUAAUAUCUGUUUUCAAAGACAUUAUUUACUUUUUCAUUCCUCUUCCAUCCUUAAUUACCUUUCUCUCCUUAAUGUAUUGUAGCAAUACCACUUGCAUGACAUGUUGAUGGAUGAGAAAUAUUUACUGUUUGCAAAAGUUGAUAUUGAUUAUACUGCAAAAAGGUGUUUGUUUGGUGUCUUGUGCUAUUGUUCCCUUCCUAAAGAGCA